Molecule: messenger RNA, 4391 nt
Organism: Arabidopsis arenosa
Lineage: Eukaryota; Viridiplantae; Streptophyta; Magnoliopsida; Brassicales; Brassicaceae
Source: the annotation of a GenBank genome assembly
UUUAUGUAUGAUUUUUUACAGAAUAGGUUAAACAAAAUAUUCAUAAAGCAUACAAUGGGGAGAGGAAACAGAGCACCCUCCUCUAUUUGCCCUGUUCUUCUCUGUUUCUUCCUCUUCAUCUCUUUUGUCUCCGAGCCCACAAACGCCCAGUCUUUACCGGCGUUUGCCUGCAACGUUGCAGGAAACCCUUCUCUCGCUGGGUUUGGGUUUUGCAACACCACACUAAACAUAGAAACCCGAGUUGCGGAUCUCGUCGGGAGACUAACGUUGCAAGAGAAAAUAAGGUUUUUAGGGAGCAGCGGAAAUGGCGCGAGCCGCUUGGGGAUUCCAACAUAUGAAUGGUGGGCAGAGGCACUUCACGGCGUAUCUUACAUCGGACCGGCCACUCGUUUCACCGAGCUAGUCCCUAGUGCCAGAUGCUUCCCUCAAGUUAUUCUCACCGCUGCUUCGUUCAAUGUCUCUUUGUUCAAGGCCAUUGGCAAAGUUGUGUCGACGGAGGCGAGGGCAAUGUACAACGUGGGAUUGGCUGGAUUAACAUAUUGGUCACCGAAUGUGAACAUUUUUGGGGACCCGAGAUGGGGAAGAGGACAAGAAACUCCCGGUGAGGACCCAACACUAUCAAGCAAAUACGCGGUAGCAUAUGUUAAAGGUCUUCAGGAGACUGACGGUAGGGAUCCUAACCGUCUAAAAGUCGCUGCUUGCUGCAAACACUCAACCGCCUAUGAUCUUGAAAAAUGGAAAGGAGUGUCACGUUACACUUUCAACGCCGUGGUGACGCAACAAGAUUUGGAUGAUACAUACAACGCACCAUUUAAGAGCUGUGUGAUUGAUGGGAAUGUGGCUAGUGUCAUGUGUUCUUACAACCAAGUUAAUGGUAAACCCACUUGCGCAGAUCCUGAUUUGCUUUCGGGUUUAAUCCGGGGUCAAUGGAAAUUAAACGGGUACAUUGUUUCGGAUUGCGAUUCAUUAGGUAUUUUGUAUGGUUCACAACACUAUACCAAGACUCCAGAGGAAGCAGCAGCUAAAUCUAUACUGGCAGGUUUGGAUCUAAAUUGUGGUUCUUUCUUGGGUAACCACACAGAGAAUGCGGUCAAGGAGGGCCUGAUCGAGGAAGCAGCUAUUAACAAAGCAAUUUCAAACAAUUUUGCGACUCUGAUGCGUUUAGGAUUCUUUGAUGGUAACCCGAAGAAUCAGCCCUAUGGUGGUUUGGGUCCCAAGGACGUGUGCACGGUUGAACACCGAGAACUAGCCGCAGAAACCGCAAGGCAAGGCAUUGUUUUGCUCAAGAACUCAGCUGGUUCGCUACCGCUCUCUCCUUCCGCCAUCAAAACGUUGGCCGUGAUCGGACCAAAUGCUAAUGUCACAAGAACCAUGAUCGGAAAUUACGAAGGCGUGGCUUGCAAGUAUAUAACACCACUUCAGGGACUUGUGACGACAGUGUUGACGACGAAGUAUCAUCGUGGCUGCUCCAACGUGACGUGCACAGAGGCGGAUUUAGACUCAGCCAUGACUCUAGCUGCAUCUGCGGAUGCGACGGUGUUAGUAAUGGGAGCCGAUCAAUCCAUUGAGAAGGAGACAUUAGAUCGCAUAGACUUGAAUCUUCCCGGAAAACAACAAGAGCUUGUGACUCAGGUGGCUAAGGCCGCGAAAGGACCGGUGGUGCUAGUCAUAAUGUCCGGUGGAGCAUUUGACAUUACAUUCGCCAAGAACGAUGAAAAGAUCACAGGCAUAAUGUGGGUCGGAUAUCCUGGUGAAGCCGGCGGUCUCGCCAUUUCUGACGUCAUCUUCGGUCGUCAUAAUCCAAGUGGGAAAUUGCCGAUGACGUGGUAUCCUCAGUCAUAUGUGGAGAAAGUUCCGAUGACGAAUAUGAACAUGAGACCCGACAAAUCAAACGGGUAUCCGGGUCGGACUUACAGAUUUUACACCGGAGAAACCGUAUACGCCUUCGGAGAUGGGCUCAGUUACACUAAUUUCAGUCACCAGAUUCUUAAAGCUCCGAAGCUAGUCUCUCUCGAUCUUGACGAUAGCCACGCUUGCCGAUCGUCGGAGUGCCAAUCGGUGGACGCGAUCGGACCGCACUGCGUUAACGCCGUCGGAGGAGGAUCAAAUUUCGAGGUUCAAUUGAAGGUAAGGAACGUCGGAGACAGAGAAGGGAGCCACACCUUGUUUCUGUUCACGACGCCGCCGGAAGUACACGGAUCGCCGAGGAAGCAUCUUCUAGGGUUCGAGAAGAUUCGUUUAGGAGAAAACGAAGAGACGGUGGUUAGGUUUAACGUCGAUGUGUGUAAGGAUCUGAGUGUAGUUGAUGAGAUCGGAAAAAGGAAAAUCGCGUUGGGUCAUCAUCUUCUCCACGCAUUGGGUUUAAGAAGUGAAGAAUCGGAGAUGUUACCUGAUGGAGAACUUAUUCCGGUGGAUUCAUCGGCGGUAGUCACGGCGAAGAGGAAAACAUCUCAGUUAUCAAGGAGUUGGAUUUCCAUAGACGCGACAGGGCAAAAAACUGUGCUUGACGUUGACAAACACGUGAUUAUGCACCGUGUUCAGAUCCACGCUCGUGAUCUUCGGAUCCUUGACCCAAAUCUAUUUUACCCAUCUGCUAUUCUGGGUCGAGAAAGAGCCAUUGUUCUUAACUUAGAGCAUAUUAAGGCGAUUAUCACUGCCGAAGAGGUUUUGAUUCGAGAUUCGUCUGAUGAAAAUGUUAUUCCCGUCCUGGAGGAGUUUCAGAGAAGAUUGCCUGUAGGGAACGAGGCACAUGGUGCUCACGGAGAUGGUGAUGUGGGUGAAGAAGAUGAAUCCCCGUUUGAAUUUCGGGCGCUAGAGGUGGCUUUGGAAGCUAUUUGUAGUUUUCUAGCUGCAAGGACAACAGAACUAGAGAAGUCUGCUUAUCCAGCUUUGGAUGAACUUACCUUGAAGAUUAGCAGCCGUAACUUGGAAAGGGUUCGUAAAUUGAAGAGUGCCAUGACCCGAUUGACAGCUCGGGUCCAAAAGGUACGGGAUGAGCUUGAACAGUUGUUGGAUGAUGACGGUGAUAUGGCUGAUCUCUACCUUACAAGGAAGCUUGUUGGUGCAUCUUCGUCGAUCAGCGUUUCAGAUGAACCCAUUUGGUAUCCUACGUCCCCAACAAUAGGAUCUAAGAUUUCCAGAGCAAGUAGAGUGAGUUUAGCCACGGUUCGUGGGGACGACGAAGAUGAUGUUGAAGAGCUUGAAAUGUUGCUCGAGGCAUACUUCAUGCAAAUCGACAGCACUUUGAACAAAUUAACCGAGCUACGUGAGUAUAUUGAUGACACAGAGGAUUACAUUAACAUCCAGGCUAUAGUCAAUGUUUAUUUGCAGUUAGACAAUCAUCGAAAUCAGCUGAUUCAGUUAGAGCUAAUGUUAAGCUCUGGAACCGUCUGUGUAUCAAUGUACUCUAUGAUCGCCGGAAUAUUCGGCAUGAACAUUCCAUACACAUGGAACCAGGACCAUGGAUACAUCUUCAAAUGGGUCGUAAGUCUCACGGGAACAUUUUGCGCAAUCUUGUUCGUGAUUAUACUGUCAUUAUUGCUCGAAGCUCAGUUUAAGCUCAAUAUGGAUUCUACUAAAUAUGAUGAUGAUUUCACAUUCUCAAAAGUUGCGCCACCAGAUAGUGAAGCUGUUCUUGAGGCAAAAGCUCUUGCAUCAGAUGUGGGUAGUAUUACCCUUAAAGAUGGAUUAGAUCAACAAAGCAAUGGUCUUAUUUGGAAAGACAAGUCUCUUCCUCCUAAGGAAGAAACAAUAGGUUCUUUGUCUUUCAAUGUGAUUGAUUCUUCAUCUUUGAAAAAGCAGUCCAAUGAAUCAUCUGAGACUUUCAAAACUCCUGCUAGAAAGCCUGUCACUCGUACCAAAGUUCCGUUUGAGAAGGGUUACAGCCAAAUGGAUUGGUUGAAACUUACACGAACACAUCCCGAUCUUGCAGGCCUGAAAGGAGAGUCAAAUAAGAGGCUUAUUCCAAUGGAUGAAGUGAAGAAGCACCGAUCAGGAGAUUCAAUGUGGACUGUUUUGAAAGGUCGUGUGUACAACAUAUCACCUUAUAUGAAUUUUCAUCCUGGAGGUGUCGAUAUGCUGAUGAAAGCUGUUGGAAGAGACGGUACGCUCUUAUUCAACAAAUACCAUGCUUGGGUCAAUGUUGAUAUGUUACUUGAGAAAUGCCUUGUUGGAGUUUUGGAUGUUACCAAAGUAAAGAAGCAAGAACCCUAAUUGCUAUUGCUAAGGGGUUGAGAUAUUCAUAUACUCGCGUAGAGGAUUCAUAAGUCAAUAAGAAUUAUUUUAGUGUUCACAUUCUGUCUGAUUCUUCAGAUGAAAACGCUGAUCACAAUAUGUAAUGUGUAUUAGACUUUUACACAACUCAUUGAUGUCAAUAUAUUCAAAGUUUCCAC